AGUUCCGUUCAUACCGUUUGGACGAAUCGCAUCACGCACAAUUACAAUAUGUCCACAACUGUAGUUCUCGGCUCGCAGUUUGGCGACGAGGGCAAGGGCAAGCUCGUCGACCUGCUGUCUGAAAAGUUCAAGAUCACCGCUCGCUCUGCCGGAGGUCACAACGCCGGCCACACUAUCGUUGUCAACGGUGUCACGUACGACUUCCACAUCCUCCCCUCAGGUCUGGUCAACCCCGAGACCGUCAACCUCGUCGGCUCCGGUACCGUCGUCAGCGUCCCCCAGUUCUUCCACGAGCUCCAGCAGCUGGAGAAGCACAACCUCGACUACAAGGAGCGCAUCUUCAUCAGCGACCGCGCCCACGCUCUCUUCAGGCUCCACUCGCUCGUCGAUGGUCUCGAGGAGAUUGAGCUCGGCAGAGGUGCUGUCGGCACUACCAAGAAGGGUAUCGGCCCGUGCUACCAGACCAAGGCCGCUCGCUCUGGUAUCAGAGUCGGCGAGAUCUUUGACAAGGAGCUCAUGGACAAGAAACUGAGAACCAUGGCCACUGCUUACCAGAAGCGUUACGGAGACUUGCUGAAAUACGACGUCGAGGCCGAGAUCAAGGAAUACGACGACUGGCGCCCUCGUCUCGCCGAGUAUGUCAUUGACCAGGUCCCCAUGAUCCAGCAGGCCGAGGCUAGCAACACCCCCAUGCUCGUCGAGGGAGCCAACGCUCUUCUCCUCGAUGUUGACUGGGGAACCUAUCCCAUGGUUACCUCCUCAAACACUGGCAUUGGUGGUGUCUUCACUGGUCUUGCCCUCUCCCCCUUCAAGCUGAAGGAGGUCAUUGGUGUCGUAAAGGCCUACCAGACCAGAGUCGGUGGUGGUCCUUUCCCCACCGAACAGGAGAACGAGAUCGGCGAGAAGCUCCAGCGUAUUGGCCGUGAGGUUGGCGUCACAACUGGUCGCCGUCGUCGCUGCGGAUGGCUCGACUUGGUUCUUUUGAAGUACUCGGCUGCCAUCAACCACUACACCUCCUUCAACCUGACCAAGUUGGACAUUCUUGACGACUUUGACGAGAUCAAGGUUGCUGUCGGUUACAAGGUCGACGGCAAGGAGGUCCCCUCUUUCCCUGCCACCAUCGACGCUCUGUCCAAGGUCGAACCCAUCUACGAGACUCUGCCCGGAUGGAAGUCGGAGAGCACCAACAUCAACUCAUACGAAGCUCUUCCCGAGAACGCCAGAAAAUACAUCGAGUUCAUUGAGAAAUUCACUGGCGUUGGUGUCAAGUGGAUCGGUACCGGUCCUGCCAGAGAGGCCAUGAUUUUCCGAUAGAUGAUAAGCUGAGAUGCCCUCUAUUUUGUACAUGAUGGCAGAUUGAUUGCCCAAGAUUUGAAAUUAUGGGGUGGCUUUCGUGAUCUGGUAUCAGGGAAUGAGAAACGCUUUAAGAAGGGUCACUAUAGACACAAAAUUCCUUAGAAAGACCUCUACACAGAAGAUUCCUCUAACGCC
Messenger RNA from Aureobasidium subglaciale EXF-2481, 1491 nucleotides. RefSeq lists its product as uncharacterized. The transcript is spliced from 2 exons. Bases 49 to 1314 code for a protein of 421 amino acids. Gene Ontology annotation, cellular component: cytoplasm. Gene Ontology annotation, molecular function: GTP binding; adenylosuccinate synthase activity. Gene Ontology annotation, biological process: IMP metabolic process; 'de novo' AMP biosynthetic process. NCBI's taxonomy places the organism in Eukaryota, Fungi, Ascomycota, Dothideomycetes, Dothideales, Saccotheciaceae. The record is from RefSeq and is a predicted model, not a curated record.